Perognathus longimembris pacificus (Pacific pocket mouse) is the source of this 939-nucleotide messenger RNA. Its product is annotated as olfactory receptor 481-like. Gene Ontology annotation, molecular function: G protein-coupled receptor activity; olfactory receptor activity; odorant binding. Lineage: Eukaryota; Metazoa; Chordata; Mammalia; Rodentia; Heteromyidae. The record is from RefSeq and is a predicted model, not a curated record. The coding region runs from base 1 to 939 and encodes 312 amino acids. Gene Ontology annotation, biological process: G protein-coupled receptor signaling pathway; sensory perception of smell. The transcript has a single exon. Gene Ontology annotation, cellular component: membrane.
AUGAAGACUGGGAAUGACACAGUGGUGACAGAGUUCAUUAUUCUGGGCUUAACAGAGGAUCCUACACUUUGUUCCAUCUUCUUUGUGCUUUUUCUAGGAAUCUAUGUUUCUACUGUAUUUGGCAAUAUAAGUAUAAUCAUGUUAAUCCAAAGAAGCCCUCAACUUCAUACCCCCAUGUACCUCUUUCUCAGCCAUUUGGCCCUUGUGGACAUUGGGUAUUCCACAUCAGUCACACCUGUAAUGAUUGUGAGUUUCGUAAGAGAGACAACUACUAUCCCUGUGGCUGGCUGCAUAGCCCAACUUGGCUCUGAUGUUGUCUUUGGUACAGCCGAGUGCUUCCUGCUGGCUGCCAUGGCUUAUGAUCGCUAUGUGGCCAUCUGCUCACCUCUGCUCUACUCCACCCUCAUGUCUCCCAGGGUUUGCAUCAUCUUACUGGUUGCUUCCUACUUGGGUGGGUGCCUGAACGCCUCAUCGUUUACCAGCUGUUUACUGAGUCUGACUUUCUGUGGACCAAAUAAAAUCAACCAUUUCUUCUGUGACCUGCCACCCCUGGUAAAGCUUUCUUGUACCCAUAUUUACAUUGCUGAAAUAUCUCCUGCCAUCUCAGCGGGGUCAAUCAUUGUAAUCACGCUGUUUACCAUCAUCAUCUCAUAUCUCUACAUCCUCCACUCCAUCCUGAAGAUGCGCUCCACAGAAGGACGCCACAAGGCCUUCUCCACCUGCACCUCCCACCUCACUGCCGUCACAUUGUUUUAUGGGACAGUCACGUUUGUUUAUGUGAUACCAAAGUCAAACCACUCACCUGACCACACUAAAGUAGUAUCUGUGUUCUACACGGUGGUGAUCCCUAUGCUGAACCCCCUGAUCUACAGCUUGAGGAACAAAGAGGUGAAAGAGGCCAUGAAGAAACUGAUGGCGAGAACACAUUCCUCAUUUUGA